GCGAGACUGAGGUUGGGAUGCUUGCUUCAGCACCGCGGACAGCUCCCUGUGCAGAGCGCAGCCGGCGCGGGCAGAUCUGCGCAGCGUGGAAAAUGAAAACAAUUUGAUUCCGAACUUGGAUUUUUUUUAUUACCACUGCUGGAAAACAACAGAUAUAACAAGUUUUCUGCAUGAUGCAUUUUUUUCGUGCGUUAGUAACCAGUCAUGUGUGUAAUGACAGUUCACCAUCAGAGUGACUAGAAGACUGCCAAGUUUUUUUUCUUUUCUCCACAUCUUAAUCCGAAAGGAGGAGGCUGAGCGUCUUGAAAUUUAAGUGAGAAGACCACAUCAGUAAAUCGAUCAUAUUCUAAAAAAGAAGUUGCUCACUUCCCCCAUCGUUGCGCGCCUGUGCGGAGAUCCGCUUCUUUGCCAGCUGGAAAAUACUCCCAGGAACAAAACAAUGUCCGCAGAGGAAGUUUCUUUUUCAGAAGAUGCAUUAGGCUUCUUUCAACCUCCUCGUCUCUUCGUAAUGCUGUUUUCCCAGAGGCUAUGGGAGUCCUAUGUGAGCCUUUGAUGCGCCAGGAUCCAUUUAGCCUCUGUGAUUCUCCUCUCUAACCCACAAAGAAGCCGUUUACAAAAGGGGCACCACAUUUUCCCCUUUAACUGUUUUAUGGGUUAUAAUCUCAGUGGAUUAAUACAUUCUAUUUUUUGCGGGAUGAAGUUGAAGGCUGUGCGUCACAAGAGCAGGAGACGUGGUUUGCGCAACUUUUGACACGGAUCUAAACCCGUUUUCCUUCUUUCAUUCAUUAUUUGAGACUUUAGUGUGUUUGCGUGAGUGUGUGUGUGUGUGUGUUGAUGACAGAAACGAUGGCGCUGAGUGUGAACUGCAGGACUAACCCCAUAGAGCAAGCAUCCGUCCAGAACAGUUUCCCAGAUGUGGUUGAGUUAAACGUAGGAGGGCAGGUUUAUUACACGCGUCACGCAACUUUGGUGAGCACCCCCAGUUCAUUACUAGGCAAGUUAUUUUCGUCCAAAAAAGACGCGGGUAACGAUCUAGCGAGGGACCCCAAGGGUCGUUACUUCAUCGACAGGGACGGCUUUUUGUUCCGAUACGUGUUGGACUACCUCCGGGACAAGCAGGUCGUCCUGCCGGACCACUUCCCGGAAAAAGGGAGGCUCAGGAAGGAGGCAGAGUACUUCCAACUGCCUGAUUUGGUGAAGCUCCUGACCACUGAGGAUGUCAAGUUCAGCCCGGACGACUACAUCCUCAGCGACUAUGAGGAUGGGUCCCAGGGCAGCGACCACAGGCAGUGCCCCCCGCCCUCUCUCGUCCCCGCGGACAGAAAGAGCGGCUACAUCACGGUGGGGUACCGGGGGUCAUGCACCACUGGCCGUGAGAGUCAAACCGACGCCAAGUUCAGAAGGGUACCCCGGAUACUUAUAUGCGGAAGGGUGGCCCUCGCCAAAGAGGUGUUUGGGGAGACUCUGAACGAGAGCCGGGACCCGGACAGGACGCCGGAUCGGUACACGUCCCGGUUUUACCUGAAGUUCAAGCACCUGGAGAGAUCUUUCGACAUGCUGUCGGAGUGCGGCUUCCAGAUGGUAGCGUGCAACUCCUCCGUCACAGCCUCGUUUGUCAACCAGCACACCGAGGACAAAAACUGGUCCAGCUACACAGAAUACGUCUUCUACCGUGGCGCAUCACGUUGGUCGUCCCCUCCAUGUGACUGCUGCUGCAAGAACCACAAGGGUGACGGUGAAGGCGAGAGCGGCACCUCCUGCAAUGAUCUUUCCACCUCCAGCUCUGAGAGCCAGUCAGAGGCUAGCUCCCCCCAGGGAACUGUCAUCUGUGGUCCAGUCAGUCGUCAGUCACACCCACACGCCAAGGUCCAGACCCUAGAUAGACCACCAAAAAAAGGCCCUGUCACCAUGCUUCAGCAGUCUGAACAGCGAAGGAAGAGUGACUUGCUGCGCACUCUUACAGCCAGCUCCCGUGACACCAGCUCCUCCAAGAAAAGGCCUGCAAAAGAGAAGCUAACAGUCGAGGAGGAGCUUGAAAAGUGCAUUCAAGACUUCCGCAAGAUCAAGAUCCCGGAGAGAUUUCCUGAAAGGAAGUACAUGUGGCAGGCUGAUCUACUGAGAAAGUACCGCCUCUGAGCUUGGACAGUGGAGACAGAAAGGAAACAAACUCACGGCCAAGGAUCAGUUUGGGUGUUUUUUGUUCGUGACUUCUGCUACAAAAUCAAGUUUCUGGAAGACAAACUAUGCUUGGAAGCUAAAAUUCUUUACAGAAACCAAACAGAACCCUAGAAAAAAGAUUGUUGACAAUAUGUAGUAUGUGUGUGAGUAUGUAGUUUAGCCCUUGUGUAUACCGUUGGUGCGUGCUGUAAACCACAGAAUGCAUUAGGACAUCAUUUAUUCCAUGGGACCAAUGCCAGUGGGCUAAUUGUUUAACCAAUAGAUGAUCUGUCAAAGGGUACAUUUGGUGUUACUGGUGGCUACUGGACUGCACACAUUGUAGCAUGUCACCAUAUCACAAAAAAGAACAAAAUUAUCACACAUUUAACAUUUUUUUUCCAAAAACAUGCUUACCAAGUAUGAGAAAGUGUGAUAAUGUGUCUGUUUCUGCACCCAGUUGGCCUGGAAAUCACAUAUAAAUCUACAUCUGGACCGGUUAUCAUUUCAGGGAAUCCAACACAGUUAUCACCACAAAUAACUCCAGAGUUUUCUGCUGCCAUGGCACAAACAGCUCAGUUGAUUGCUUUACUUUUUAGGUAACAUUUGGAGACCACAAAGGCAGAAGGAGAAACGAUUUCAUCAGCAUCUUAAUGACUUCCCUUCUUCGGAUAUUAGUUACUUUGCCAAGGUUUCCCAAGAGGGCAUCAGACUGCUGCACAAUGCCUUUGAUUUUUGCUGUGUUGACUGGAUGUUGAGUAAUAGCCAGAGUAUGAGGCUUAAAUGAAAGAAAUAGUUCAGCAGUGGGGGAAAAGUAUAAGCUAUGAAAGGUCAAAACAGAUCAGCACAGAGGUCAGUCAUGAGAACACAGCUUUAUUCACUUAUAACUGAUCAUAAGAAUUCUUCUCACAAACAGACACAAUAUUCAGACAAUUAAUGCCAUGUAACCACAGCAUAGAGGGAAAGAGGAAGUCCUCCUGCAUUUGGUAACUCUGUCAACACAAAUGCUUUCCUCAGCACAUUGUCUGUUGACAGGCUAGUCAAUAUUUAUUGAUGAUGGCUCAGUUGAUGGACCUGGGGUAUGGCUUUUAACAAGUAAGAAUGAAGCACUUGGGUGCUUGAAAAAGACAAGCUGCCCAUAGUGUUAGGGAAAAUUAGCUUUUAUUGAUGUUUUUUUUUUUUUACAGUUCUGGUUCUGU
Messenger RNA from Oryzias latipes (Japanese medaka), 3353 nucleotides. RefSeq names its product potassium channel tetramerization domain containing 16b (gene kctd16b). Gene Ontology annotation, biological process: regulation of G protein-coupled receptor signaling pathway; protein homooligomerization. Gene Ontology annotation, cellular component: signaling receptor complex; postsynaptic membrane; presynaptic membrane. The record is from RefSeq and is a predicted model, not a curated record. Gene Ontology annotation, molecular function: protein binding. Lineage: Eukaryota; Metazoa; Chordata; Actinopteri; Beloniformes; Adrianichthyidae.